AUUGUAUCUUACAAUCCCAUGACCCUGGGAAUGUUCACCCUGAUGUAUUUCUUUCUGGCCUGUUGGACCUAUGGGCUCACCGUGUCGACAGGUGUCUUCAUCCCUUCCCUGUUGAUUGGAGCUGCCUGGGGACGACUCUUUGGCAUAUCGUUGGCCUACCUGACUAGUGGAGCGAUCUGGGCCGACCCCGGGAAAUACGCUCUGAUGGGGGCCGCAGCGCAGCUGGGGGGGAUAGUGAGAAUGACCCUGAGCCUGACCGUCAUCAUGAUGGAAGCGACGGGCAACGUCACCUACGGAUUCCCCAUCAUGUUGGCGCUGAUGACCGCUAAGAUCGUGGGCGACUACUUCGUGGAGGGUCUGUAUGACAUGCACAUCCAGCUGCAGAGCGUUCCUUUCCUGCACUGGGAGGCUCCAGUGACGUCUCACUCCCUCACUGCCAGGGAGGUGAUGAGCGCGCCCGUGACCUGCCUAAGGAGGAUUGAGAAGGUGGGGACGGUCGUGGACAUCCUCAGCGACACAUCGUCCAACCACAACGGCUUUCCCGUGGUAGAGAGCAGCCCGGACCCCACGCAGUUGGCGGGACUGCGAGGCCUGACCCUGCGCUCCCAAUUGAUUGUUCUCCUGAAGCACAAGGUCUUUGUGGAAAGAGCUAACCUGACCCUGGUUCAGAGGCGGCUGAAGCUGAAGGAUUUCCGGGAUGCCUACCCCCGCUUCCCCCCCAUCCAGUCCAUUCACGUCUCCCAGGACGAGCGCGAAUGCAUGAUGGACCUGACUGAGUUCAUGAACCCGUCACCCUACACGGUGCCCCAGGAGGCAUCUCUGCCAAGGGUCUUCAAGCUGUUCCGGGCGCUGGGCCUGCGGCACUUGGUGGUGGUGGAUAAUCACAAUGAGGUGGUCGGGCUGGUGACCAGGAAGGAUCUGGCGAGAUACCGACUAGUGGCCCGUGCUUUUUGAACCUUGGUUUAAUUCCCCUCCCCCUCCUGAGCUG
Chrysemys picta bellii (western painted turtle) is the source of this 988-nucleotide messenger RNA. Its product is annotated as H(+)/Cl(-) exchange transporter 7-like. The record is from RefSeq and is a predicted model, not a curated record. Lineage: Eukaryota; Metazoa; Chordata; Testudines; Emydidae. Gene Ontology annotation, molecular function: voltage-gated chloride channel activity. Gene Ontology annotation, biological process: transmembrane transport; chloride transport. Gene Ontology annotation, cellular component: intracellular membrane-bounded organelle; lysosomal membrane.